Messenger RNA from Funneliformis geosporum, 254 nucleotides. Lineage: Eukaryota; Fungi; Glomeromycota; Glomeromycetes; Glomerales; Glomeraceae. The record is from the annotation of a GenBank genome assembly.
AUAUAUUAAAUCUGGAUGAAACGAAUAAAUCGGAUAUAUUAAAUCUGGAUGAAACGAAUAAAUCGGAUAUAUUAAAUCUGGAUGAAACGAAUAAACCGGAUUUAUUAAAUCUGAAUGAAACAAAUAAACUGGAUUUAUUAAAUUCGGAUGAAAUGAAUAAACUGGAUUUAUUAAAUUUGGAUGAAAUGAAGGAAUCGUAUUCGGAUGAAAAUAAAUUCAAAUUGAAGGAAUCCGGAUUUAAAAUCGAAGGUUAA